AUCAGUGUCGAGGCAAGGAGCUCUGAUUUCCAGUGCGGCUGAUCCGGGGAAGCACUUGGGUUUUAAUUUCUUGUGGCAGUGCAAGGUCUCUUGGACAGCAGUAAAGUAAGUGGAUGUGAGAGGCUGCAUUGAGAUUGCAGUGGAGGAGGUAGAUAAGCUGAAAACUCCUUGAUUUCUGUACAAGUGAUAAAUCCUUUCUGGAGCAUGUCUACCGGACUCAAGAGAUCUGACAGUGAAGAUAAAGGUGUGCAAGGAGAACACAGAACCAGUCCUCCACGCACUUCCUAUGGCAAAAAACAACUUCCUUCCAUACCCAAAAAUGCAGUUCCGAUAACUAAGCCAAUAUCCCUGGCUGCUUCAGCACAAUCUACCAAUGGGACACAUGCCUCGUACGGGCCCUUUUAUUUGGAGUACUCUCUGCUUGCAGAGUUCACCUUGAUGAUAAAGCAGAAACUGCCUGGAAUCUACGUGCAGCCAUCCUACAGAUCAGCUUUAAUGUGGUUUGGGGUUAUUUUUAUCCGGCACGGACUGUACCAGGAUGGCGUUUUCAAGUUCUCGGUUUACAUCCCUGAUAACUACCCAGAUGGCAAUUGUCCUCGAGUGGUAUUCGAUAUCCCAGUCUUCCACCCUUUAGUGGAUCCGGUAUCGGGGGAGCUGGAUGUGAAGAGAGCUUUUGCAAAGUGGAGGCGGAAUCACAAUCACAUUUGGCAGGUUCUGAUGUACGCACGCACGGUGUUCUAUAAGAUACAGACGGUGGAUCCCCUAAACCCAGAAGCUGCAGUGCUGUAUGAAAAUGAUGUUCAGCUCUUUAAGAGCAAGGUAGUGGAUAGUGUGAAACUGUGCAACAGCCAUCUUUUUGACCAGCCUAAAAUGGAUGACCCCUAUGCAAUAAGCUUUUCUCCAUGGAAUCCUGCUGUACAUGAAGAGGCAAGAGAAAGGAUGUUUACGCAUAAAAGAAGGCCUGAUGAGCUCCCCAAAGGCGUGCAGGUGUCGGGAUUGUCGUGGGUCAAGCCUGGAUCAACUCAGCCCUUCAGUAAGGAUGACCACAUUCUGCAGGCUUGAGCUCUUCCAAAUGGCUUGCUGUCCACCACUUUCUCCCAUUGGGGAGGAGGAGCAGGUGUGACCAGGAAACCUGUGAACUCUAAUCAAGCAGCACCAUUUCUUUUAGAAUAAUGAACAUGUAUAUAUUGUCAGAUUCUUUCUUUUAAUUGAGUUAUGCAUACUUUAACUGCAUGGAACCUCCUAAUAUUUUGUUUCCAACUGAACUAGCAUUAAAUGGUUUGGAAUGAUCUGGAUCCAAGUAGUAGAUAUGAUAUGGACUUCAGCCAGGUGAAUGAGUUUCAGACUGCACAAGUUCAAGUAGAAGCAAGGCAUAAGGGGGUUGGUGUUACAAUACAGUUAUUACAGAUAACACUAAUGGUGACUAUUUAAUUUUUAAUUUUCAGAAAAUCAGUUUUGUUAAAUCCUGCCUUAAAGUAAAUGGUGUUUAAAUAUGAAGUUUGAUGUUUAAUUGUUGUAAUUUAAACAUCUUCACGUAGAGAUUUUCUUGAAUGUGGUUGUUUUGGGUUUCUUGUGUGUAAAUAUGUUAGCUGGCUUAUUGUAAAUAACUUGUUUAAUAAUUCUGUAUUUAGCACUUUGGGGUGAUUUUAUUGUGUUGGGAACUAUGUUCUUGACACAGUGGUGGUAUGUAAUUUAUAUGAAGUUGGAUAUUAUUGCGCACAAGGAAAGCAAGGAAACUCUCUGGGCUGCCUGUUAUUUUUAUUUAACCCUAUUUAAUUCUGAAGGGUGCAUUGUAAACACAUUUGUAAUCAACAUUGAUGCUUUCAUCAACUGACCACAUAAAGAUAUUGAUUGCUUUUGGUGACAUCGACUGUCAAUGUGACCAUGUGUGUUUUGUAAGUGACCUAUCUUUAAUAAAAACAAUAGGGGAAAUAAAAAAUUCUGCAUAUUUUUUAUCUAUCUGAAUGAAUGAAAAAAAAAAACGUGGUCAGUAAGAUGAACUAGAAAAGAUGAAGACUGAGAUCCAGUUACGAUCCAGAGUACAACAGAUUCAGGAAGGGACUCUGACCAAUACCACGUUGUUAGGAAUACAUGUUUAUCCAGUAAUUUGUAAUGGAAGGGUAAGCAACUCUGACGCUUCCAGUUCAAGCCAGUGCAGGACUUUGUUCUAACCAGUUUCUUAACUAGUUAACUGACCCUGCUGGAAGUCAAUUAAAAUAAUUAUGCACCUGGUUUCAUGUAAUGCCCUGCAAUGGGACUCGUUGUUCUGCAGAAGUGCUCCUCACACAGCAGUACAUUUUCAUUACUGCACUGUUGCUGUGAGUGAGUGAGCUGUGUGGCUAUAUGAAGGGUGGUUAUAUUUUGGUGUCUCAAUUUGAUGGAGUAAGUAAAAGCCGAGACUCUGCUGAACUAGACAACUUAAAGGCAGUGGAACAAAAAGGCAAUGUAGAAAGAUCAGAAUAAAAGUUCCCCCGUAUUUAUUUUUAUUGUGAAAAGGUCCUGUUUCACACGUACAUACAAUAAGUGUAAUUGACAAAGGCAUUUUACAGAAUAUUAAUUGUACAGCAAUUACUAUAA
Molecule: messenger RNA, 2577 nt
Organism: Polyodon spathula (Mississippi paddlefish)
Lineage: Eukaryota; Metazoa; Chordata; Actinopteri; Acipenseriformes; Polyodontidae
Product: AKT-interacting protein-like
Exons: 10
Coding region: 205-1062 (285 amino acids)
Source: RefSeq, a predicted model, not a curated record